AUGCCAGUGGCCAGUUCUGAGGCUAGCACCUUUUCAACAACUCGUCUUGACACAAGCACACCUGUGACCACGUCUACUGAAGCCAGUUCAUCUCCUACAACUGCUGAAGGUACCAGCAUACCAACCUCAACUCCUAGUGAAAGAACGACCCCAUUAACAAGUAUACCUGUCAGCACCACGCCGGUAGCCAAUCCUGAGGCUAGCACCCUUUCAACAACUCCUGUUGACUCCAACAGUCCUGUGGUCACUUCUACUGAAGUCAGUUCAUCUCCUACACCUGCUGAAGAUACCAGCAUGCCAACUUCAACUUAUAGUGAAGGAAGAACUCCAUUAACAAGUAUGCCUGUCAGCACGACACCGAUGGCCAGUUCUGCAAUCAGCACCCUUUCAACAACUCCUGUUGACACCAGCACACCUGUGACCACUUCUACUGAAGCCCAUUCGUCUCCUACAACUUCUGAACGUACCAGCAUGCCAACCUCAACUUAUAGUGAAGGAAGCACUCCAUUAACAAGUAUACCUGUCCGCACCACGCCAGUGACCAGUUCUGAGGCUAGCACCCUUUCAACAACUCCUGUUGACACCAGGACACCUGUCACCACUUCUGCUGAAGCCAGUUCUUCUCCUACAACUGCUGAAGGUACCAGCAUGCCAAUCUCAACUCCGAGUGAAGGAAGUAGUCCAUUAACAAGUAUACUUGUCAGCACCAUGCCAGUGGCCAUUUCUGAGGCUAGCACCUUUUCAACAACUCCUGUUGACACCAGCACACCUGUGACCAUGUCUACUGAAGCCAGUUCAUCUCCUACAACGGCUGAAGGUACCAGCAUACCAACCUCAAAUCCUAGUGAAAGAACGACCCCAUUAACAAGUACACCUGUCAGCACCAGGCCGGUGGCCCGUCCUGAGGCUAGCACCCUUUCACCAACUCCUGUUGACUCCAACAGUCCUGUGGUCACUUCUACUGAAGUCAGUUCGUCUCCUACACCUGUUGAGGAUACCAGCAUGCCAACCUCAACUUAUCGUGAAGGAAGCACUCCAUUAACAAGUAUGCCUGUCAGCAUCACACCGGUGGCCAGUUCUGUAAUCAGCACCCUUUCAACAACUCCUGUGGACACCAGCACAGCUGUGACCACUUGUACUGAAGCCCAUUCAUCUCCUACAGCUUCUGAAGGUAGCAGCAUGCCAACCUCAACUCCUAGUGAAGGAAGCACUACAUUAAGAAGUAUAACUGUCAGCACCACGCCGGUGGCCAGUUCUGAGGCUAGCACCCUUUCAACAACUCCUGUUGACACCAGGACACCUGUGACCACUUCUACUGAAAUCAGCUUAUCUCCUACAACUGCUGAAGGUAGCAGCAUGCCAACCUCAACUCCUGGUGAAAGAAGCACUCCAUUAACAAGUAUACAUGUCAGCACCACGCUGGUGGCCAAUUCUGAGGCUAGCACCCUUUCAACAACUCCUGUUGACACCAGCACACCUGUGACCACGUCUUCUGAAGCCAGUUCAUCUCCUACAACUGCUGAAGGUACCAGCAUACCAACCUCAACUCCUAGUGAAAGAAUGACCGCAUUAACAAGUACACCUGUCAGCACCACGCCGGUGGCCAGUCCUGAGGCUAGCACCCUUUCAAAAACUCCUGUUGACUCCAACAGUCCUGUGGUCACUUCUACUGAAGUCAGUUCAUCUCCUACACCUGUUGAAGAUACCAGCAUGCCAACCUCAACUUAUCAUGAAGGAAGCAUUCCAUUAACAAGUAUGCCUGUCAGCACCACACCGGUGGCCAGUUCUGCAAUCAGCACCCUUUCAACAACUCCUGUGGACACCAGCAGAGCUGUGACCACUUCUACUGAAGCCCAUUCAUCUCCUACAACUUCUGAAGGUAGCAGCAUGCCAACCUCAACUUAUAGUGAAGGAAGCACUCCAUUAACAAGUAUACUUGUCAGCACCAUGCCAGUGGCCAGUUCUGAGGCUAGGACCCUUUCAACAGCUCCUGUUAACACCAGCAUACCUGUCACCACUUCUACUGAAGGCAGUUCUUCUCCUACAACUGCUAAAGAUACCAGCACGCCAACCUCAAGUCCUAGUGAAGUAAAUACUCCAUUAACAAGUAUGCUUGUCAGCACCAUGGCAGUGGCCAGUUCUGGGGCUAGCACCCUUUCAACAACUCCUGUUGACACCAGGACACCUGUGACCACUUCUACUGAAAUCAGCUCAUCUCCUACAACUGCUGAAGAUGCCAGCAUGCCAAUCUCAACUCCUAGUGAAGGAAGUACUCCAUUAACAAGUAUACUUCUCAGCACCAUGUCAGUGGCCAGUUCUGAGGCUAGCACCUUUGCAACAACUCGUCUUGACACAAGCACACCUGUGACCACGUCUACUGAAGCCAGUUCAUCUCCUACAACUGCUGAAGGUACCAGCAUACCAACCUCAACUCCUAGUGAAAGAACGACCCCAUUAACAAGUAUACCUGUCAGCACCACGCCGGUAGCCAGUCCUGAGGCUAGCACCCUUUCAACAACUCCUGUUGAUACCAGCAUACCUGUAACCACUUCUACUGAAGGCAGUUCUUCUCCUACAACUGCUGAAGGUACCAGCAUGCCAAUCUCAACUCCUAGUGAAGUAAGUACUCCAUUAACAAGUAUGCUUGUCAGCACCAUGCCAGUGGCCGGUUCUGAAGCUAGCACCCUUUCAACAACUCCUGAUGACAACAGGACACCUGUCACCACUUCUGGUGAAGCCAGUUCUUCUCCUACAACUGCUGAAGGUAGCAGCAUGCCAACCUCAACUCGUAGUGAAGGAAGCACUACAUUAAGAAGUAUACCUGUCAGCACCACGCCGGUGGCCAGUUCUGAGGCUAGCACCCUUUCAACAACUCCUGUUGAUACCAGCAUACUGGUCACCACUUCUACUGCAGCCAGUUCAUCUCCUACAACUGCUGAAGGUACCAGCAUGCCAACCUCAACUCCUAGUGAAGGAAGCACUCCAUUAACAAGUAUGCCUGUCAGCAUCACACCGGUGGCCAGUUCUGCAAUCAGCACCCUUUCAACAACUCCUGUGGACACCAGCACAGCUGUGACCACUUCUACUGAAGCCCAUUCAUCUCCUACAGCUUCUGAAGGUAGCAGCAUGCCAACCUCAACUCCUAGUGAAGGAAGCACUCCAUUAACAAGUAUACCUGUCAGCACCACGCUGGUGGCCAGUCCUGAGGCUAGCACACUUUCAACAACUCCUGUUGACUCCAACAGUCCUGUGGUCACUUCUACUGAAGUCAGUUCAUCUGCUACAUCUGCUGAAGGUAGCAGCAUGCCAACCUCAACUUAUAGUGAAGGAAGCACUCCAUUAACAAGUAUACUUGUCAGCACCAUGCCAGUGGCCAGUUCUGAGGCUAGCACCCUUUCAACAACUCCUGUUGACACCAGCAUACCUGUCACCACUUCUACUGAAGGCAGUUCUUCUCCUACAACUGCUAAAGAUACCAGCACGCCAACCUCAAGUCCCAGUGAAGUAAAUACUCCAUUAACAAGUAUGCUUGUCAGCACCAUGGCAGUGGCCAGUUCUGGGGCUAGCACCCUUUCAACAACUCCUGUUGACACCAGGACACCUGUGACCACUUCUACUGAAAUCAGCUCAUCUCCUACAACUGCUGAAGGUAGCAGCAUGCCAACCUCAACUCCUGGUGAAAGAAGCACUCCAUUAACAAGUAUACAUGUCAGCACCACGCUGGUGGCCAAUUCUGAGGCUAGCACCCUUUCAACAACUCCUGUUGACACCAGCACACCUGUCACCACUUCUGGUGAAGCCAGUUCUUCUCCUACAACUGCUGAAGGUACCAGCAUACCAACCUCAACUCCUAGUGAAAGAACGACCCCAUUAACAAGUAUACCUGUCAGCACCACGCCGGUAGCCAAUCCUGAGGCUAGCACCCUUUCAACAACUCCUGUUGACUCCAACAGUCCUGUGGUCACUUCUACUGAAGUCAGUUCAUCUCCUACACCUGCUGAAGAUACCAGCAUGCCAACCUCAACUUAUAGUGAAGGAAGAACUCCAUUAACAAGUAUGCCUGUCAGCACCACACCGGUGGCCAGUUCUGCAAUCAGCACCCUUUCAACAACUCCUGUUGACAACAGCACACCUGUCACCACUUCUACUGAAGCCCAUUCAUCUCCUACAACUUCGGAACGUACCAGCAUGCCAACCUCAACUUAUAGUGAAGGAAGCACUCCAUUAACAAGUAUAGCUGUCAGCACCAUGCCAGUGGCCAUUUCUGAGGCUAGCACCCUUUCAACAACUCCUGUUGACACCAGGACACCUGUCACCACUUCUGCUGAAGCCAGUUCUUCUCCUACAACUGCUGAAGGUACCAGCAUGCCAAUCUCAACUCCGAGUGAAGGAAGUAGUCCAUUAACAAGUAUACUUGUCAGCACCAUGCCAGUGGCCAUUUCUGAGGCUAGCACCUUUUCAACAACUCCUGUUGACACCAGCACACCUGUGACCACGUCUACUGAAGCCAGUUCAUCUCCUACAACUGCUGAAGGUGCCAGCAUACCAACCUCAACUCGUAGUGAAAGAACGACCCCAUUAACAAGUACACCUGUCAGCACCACGCCGGUGGCCAGUCCUGAGGCUAGCACCCUUUCACCAACUCCUGUUGACACCAGGACACCUGUCACCACUUCUGCUGAAGCCAGUUCUUCUCCUACAACUGCUGAAGGUACCAGCAUGCCAAUCUCAACUCCGAGUGAAGGAAGUAGUCCAUUAACAAGUAUACUUGUCAGCACCAUGCCAGUGGCCAUUUCUGAGGCUAGCACCUUUUCAACAACUCCUGUUGACACCAGCACACCUGUGACCACGUCUACUGAAGCCAGUUCAUCUCCUACAACUGCUGAAGGUGCCAGCAUACCAACCUCAACUCGUAGUGAAAGAACGACCCCAUUAACAAGUACACCUGUCAGCACCACGCCGGUGGCCAGUCCUGAGGCUAGCACCCUUUCACCAACUCCUGUUGACUCCAACAGUCCUGUGGUCACUUCUACUGAAGUCCGUUCAUCUCCUACACCUGCUGAAAGUACCAGCAUGCCAACCUCAACUUAUAAUGAAGGAAGCACUCCAUUAACAAAUGUGCCUGUCAGCACCAAGCCGUUGGCCAGUUCUGAGGCUAGCACCCUUUCAACAACUCCUGUUGAGUCCAACACUACUUUGACCAUUUCUACUGAAGCCAGUUCUUCUCCUACAACUGCUGAAGAUGCCAGCAUGCCAAUCUCAACUUAUAGUGAAGGAAGCACUCCAUUAACAAGUAUACUUGUCAGCACCAUGCCAGUGGCCAGUUCUGAGGCUAGCACCUUUGCAACAACUCGUCUUGACACAAGCACACCUGUGACCACGUCUACUGAAGCCAGUUCAUCUCCUACAACUGCUGAAGGUACCAGCAUACCAACCUCAACUCCUAGUGAAAGAACGACCCCAUUAACAAGUAUACCUGUCAGCACCACGCCGGUAGCCAGUCCUGAGGCUAGCACCCUUUCAACAACUCCUGUUGACUCCAACAGUCCUGUGGUCACUUCUACUGAAGUCAGUUCAUCUCCUACACCUGCUGAAGAUACCAGCAUGCCAACCUCAACUUAUAGUGAAGGAAGAACUCCAUUAACAAGUAUGCCUGUCAGCACCACACCGGUGGCCAGUUCUGCAAUCAGCACCCUUUCAACAACUCCUGUUGACAACAGCACACCUGUCACCACUUCUACUGAAGCCCAUUCAUCUCCUACAACUUCGGAAUGUACCAGCAUGCCAACCUCAACUUAUAGUGAAGGAAGCACUCCAUUAACAAGUAUAGCUGUCAGCACCAUGCCAGUGGCCAUUUCUGAGGCUAGCACCCUUUCAACAACUCCUGUUGACACCAGGACACCUGUCACCACUUCUGCUGAAGCCAGUUCUUCUCCUACAACUGCUGAAGGUACCAGCAUGCCAAUCUCAACUCCGAGUGAAGGAAGUAGUCCAUUAACAAGUAUACUUGUCAGCACCAUGCCAGUGGCCAUUUCUGAGGCUAGCACCUUUUCAACAACUCCUGUUGACACCAGCACACCUGUGACCACGUCUACUGAAGCCAGUUCAUCUCCUACAACGGCUGAAGGUGCCAGCAUACCAACCUCAACUCGUAGUGAAAGAACGACCCCAUUAACAAGUACACCUGUCAGCACCACGCCGGUGGCCAGUCCUGAGGCUAGCACCCUUUCACCAACUCCUGUUGACUGCAACAGUCCUGUGGUCACUUCUACUGAAGUCAGUUCGUCUCCUACACCUGUUGAGGAUACCAGCAUGCCAACCUCAACUUAUCGUGAAGGAAGCACUCCAUUAACAAGUAUGCCUGUCAGCAUCACACCGGUGGCCAGUUCUGCAAUCAGCACCCUUUCAACAACUCCUGUGGACACCAGCACAGCUGUGACCACUUGUACUGAAGCCCAUUCAUCUCCUACAGCUUCUGAAGGUAGCAGCAUGCCAACCUCAACUCCUAGUGAAGGAAGCACUACAUUAAGAAGUAUAACUGUCAGCACCACGCCGGUGGCCAGUUCUGAGGCUAGCACCCUUUCAACAACUCCUGUUGACACCAGGACACCUGUGACCACUUCUACUGAAAUCAGCUUAUCUCCUACAACUGCUGAAGGACACCUGUCACCACUUCUGCUGAAGCUAGUUCUUCUCCUACAACUGCUGAAGCACACCCAGCACAACCAGCAGAGGCUGCACUACUUCUGCAUCAAUGCUUUCUGCAACGAGUACACCUCACACCUCUACUUCUGUCACCACCCGUCCUGUGACCCCUUCAUCAGAAUCCAGCAGGCCGUCAACAAUUACUUCUCACACCAUCCCACCUAUAUUUUCUCCUGCUCACUCCAGUACACCUCCAACAACCUCUGCCUCCUCCACGACUGUGAACCCUGA
Messenger RNA from Pan troglodytes (chimpanzee), 6936 nucleotides. RefSeq names its product mucin 17, cell surface associated (gene MUC17). The transcript is spliced from 4 exons. The record is from RefSeq and is a predicted model, not a curated record. The coding region runs from base 1 to 6936 and encodes 2311 amino acids. Lineage: Eukaryota; Metazoa; Chordata; Mammalia; Primates; Hominidae.